Molecule: messenger RNA, 1595 nt
Organism: Salvia miltiorrhiza (redroot sage)
Lineage: Eukaryota; Viridiplantae; Streptophyta; Magnoliopsida; Lamiales; Lamiaceae
Product: protein phosphatase 2C 37-like
Exons: 3
Coding region: 335-1447 (370 amino acids)
Biological process (GO): protein dephosphorylation
Cellular component (GO): cytosol; nucleus
Molecular function (GO): protein serine/threonine phosphatase activity; cation binding
Source: RefSeq, a predicted model, not a curated record
GGCCCCAGCUACAAAACCGCUGCGUGUCGUGACAGAAGGCCCCCAUCUUGUACGAACUUGUGUUCAUUUUUCAUUGGCCCCCAAAUUCGUGUACGUUCCAGAUCUCAUCAACCCCACAAAUCAACGGUCACGAUCACCCUCCUCUCUCUCCUACCCAAUAUGGUGACGGGCAGCUGCCCGCAACCCUCCUCUCCGCAUAGAAAAAGCAGAUUUUCGAUCGUAUUCCAUGCAUUAUUUUUCGUGCUUGAUUCUUCCAACUUGUGGUGAUAUUAUAUGUGUACAGAAAAAUCUGACAAGAUUUCAGUAGAUUUAUAAGCCUGAUUCAAUUGUUGCAAUGGCUGGUAUAGUUGAGACGCAGACGGCUACCCCUAUUGAGGCCAGUUCCAAAUCCAGGAGCAGGAUGGAAAUUCAUCGCCUUAAUUUCGACCUCACCGAUUCUGCCAUGGCGCUCCCGCCGCUGCUCAGGAAGAGGCGGCGCAAGGUCGAUGCGGUGGUUCAGAACUCCGAUCUUGACCUGAAUUUUUGUACGAAACGCUUGAAGGCUCACGAAUGUCCGAGAUUCGGCGUGACGUCUGUUUGCGGGAGGAGGAGGGAUAUGGAAGACGCGGUAGCGAUUCGCCCUUCCUUUUGCGGUAAGGAUACUGAUGCUCCCGGCGGUUUGCACUUCUUCGGAGUGUUCGACGGCCAUGGCUGCUCGCACGUGAGCAGGCGGUGCAAGGAGCGGAUGCACGAGAUCGUGAGGGACGAGUACGAGAAUGGCGGCUAUUCGUCGUGGGAGGAUACGAUGGCGCGGAGUUUCACGAAGAUGGAUGAUGACGUGGCGGAGUGGUCGAGCGGCCGAGCCUCCACCUCCUCCGCCUCCAGCUGCCGCUGCGAGAUGCACACUCCGCAGCGCGACUCGGUCGGCUCCACCGCAGUCGUGGCGGUGGUCUCCCCCGAGAAGAUCGUCGUGUCCAAUUGCGGUGAUUCUCGCGCCGUUCUAUGCCGGAACGGCGUCGCGAUUCCUCUCUCCGUGGAUCACAAGCCGGACAGACCGGAUGAGCUCCGCCGUAUAGAGGAAGCCGGCGGCCGCGUCAUUUACUGGGACGGUCCGAGAGUUCUCGGCGUCUUAGCCAUGUCCCGCGCCAUAGGUGACAGUUAUCUGAAACCGUACGUGAUCCCGGAGCCGGAGGUGACGGUGACGGAUCGGACGGCGGAGGACGAGUGCCUAAUCCUGGCCAGCGAUGGGCUGUGGGACGUGGUCUCCGACCAAACCGCUUGCGGCGUGGCGCGCAUGUGCCUCCAGUCGCGGAAACCGGCUCCGCAAUCUCCAGAAGGCGAUGAGGCCGGAGAUAGCUCGUAUAAGGCUUGCUCCGACGCCUCCAUUUUAUUGACGAGGCUGGCUUUGGCGCGGAACUCAACGGAUAAUGUUAGUGUUGUGGUGGUGGAUUUGAGGAGGAGACAAUGAGUUUAUUAUAUUUAUAUAGUAUAUAUUUACGAUGAUAAUUAGCUACCCUAAACUCAUUAUUUUUUGUUUUUUUAUGCACUUAGUACUUUAACUAAUGUAUAUAUUUAGGUAUAAUAAUUUCUUUAUCCCACCUUGAAAAAGGACAAAA